Molecule: messenger RNA, 3573 nt
Organism: Darwinula stevensoni
Lineage: Eukaryota; Metazoa; Arthropoda; Ostracoda; Podocopida; Darwinulidae
Source: the annotation of a GenBank genome assembly
AUGCGCGCCCUCCAAGGGAUGGCAUGCACCUUCCGCAUCACCUCGCACCGCCUGGUCCGCACCGCUGCGACGAAGCGCCUGUCAAGCACAGACUCUGUGUUGACGCUCCUGAAGUGGGUGGAGCGGCACAUCUCCAAGCGUCCCAUGCCCGAGGAGUCCAGCCCGUUAACCUGGCGUGCCGGGAAAAUGAUGAACCUGAAAUCUCCAAUGGUGGUCGUGUCCAAUCGUCUACCUUUCAUCCUCCGUAAAGACGAGCACGGCGAACUGCAGCGGAAGCAAUGCGCCGGCGGACUGGUGACAGCCGUGGCCCCGGUCGUGAUCCAGUGCGGCGGGCUCUGGGUGGGCUGGCCGGGGAUCCACCUGGACGACCCGUCCCAGCCCGUGCCCGAGUCGGCCCCGGAGGACAAGGGGCCCUCGGCGGGCCUCAGGUCGGAUCAGGUGAGGCUGGGGUCGGGGGCGACUCCGGGUCGACGUGUUUCGAGGCACGUCGACUCGAGGUUGUUGCCCGUCCGACAAGGACGGGUCGUGCCGGUCCACGUGGAAGAGCAGAUGUUCGACGACUACUACAACGGCUGCUGCAAUGCCACCUUCUGGCCUCUCUUCCAUUCCAUGCCCGACCGGGCCGUCUUUCAGGCGGACAAGUGGGAGUCAUACUCGACGGUGAACGCAAUGUUCGCCUACCAAACUGUGGAGGCCCUGAAGAGGCUGAAGGCGAAGGAGAAGGAGGGCGAGGAGCGCAUCCCCUUGGUCUGGAUCCACGAUUAUCACCUCAUGCUCGCUGCUAAUCACAUCCGGCAGCAAUGCGAAGAGGAGAAUCUGAAAUGCAAGUUGGGAUUCUUCCUCCACAUUCCCUUCCCGCCGUGGGACAUCUUCCGUCUCUUCCCCUGGGACGACGAGGUCCUCCAAGGAAUCCUUGGGUGCGACAUGGUGGGAUUUCACAUCGAGGACUACUGUCGGAAUUUCCUGGACUGCUGCCAGCGGCGACUGGGCUGCCGGGUGGACCGGGUCCACAACCUGGUCGACGUGGCAGAGAGGACGGUGAAGGUCCGGGCUCUGCCGAUCGGGAUCCCGUACAAGCGGUUCGAGGAGAUGGCCAACGCGGCGCCCAGGGCGCUGCAGUCCUCCCAGCAGAUCAUCCUCGGGGUGGAUCGGCUCGAUUAUACCAAGGGUCUCGUCAAUAGGAUCCGAUCCUUCGAGAGACUGCUGGAGAAGCAUCCCGAGCACCUGGGGAAGGUGACGCUGCUGCAGGUGGCCGUCCCUUCCCGGACGGACGUGAAGGAGUACCAGCAGCUGAAGGAGCAGAUAGACCUGGAGAUCGGACGCAUCAACGGACGCUUCUCCACGCCCAAUUGGUCCCCCAUCCGGUACAUCUAUGGCUGUAUUUCCCAGGAUGAGCUCGCCGCCUUUUACAGGGAUUCGUCUGUGGCACUGGUGACCCCUCUUCGAGAUGGAAUGAACCUGGUGGCGAAGGAAUACGUGGCUUGUCAGGUGGAUAAGCCAGGCGUGCUGAUCCUGUCUCCCUUCGCGGGAGCCGGGGAGACGAUGCACGAGGCCCUGCUCGUGAAUCCCUACGAACUGGACGACGUGGCGGACACCCUCCAUCGGGCCCUCACGAUGCCCGAUGAUGAGCGGGAGAUGCGCAUGCAUCACCUGAAAAAGAGGGAGCAGACCAUGAAUGUGGACUUCUGGCUCAACGCCUUCCUCAAGGCGAUGGUUCAUGGCUUGCUCUUCACUCCGACUGCUUUGGGACUUCGGGACCUUAAAUAUUACCGUAUUGAAAAAAAGAUUUCCCAUUUUUCCCUGUCCUCAUCGUGGGUGAAGAGCAUGGGUGAGCAUCAGUCGAUGACCAUGGAGGAGCAGCUUGGCAAUCUUCAUCUCGAUCCGUAUCUGAAAAAAGCGAUGGGAGGCAUAGAAGCGUUGGGAGGCAUGGACACCGGCGAGAAUGAACCGAUGGGUACAAAGACCUUGGGACCCAUGACGAUGGAGGAUUUCGAUGAGGUCCUCAGCGACUACAUCGGAGACACGGCCAAGAUAGCCCUUCUCCUGGACUACGACGGAACGCUGGCCCCCAUCGCGCCUAAGCCGGACUUGGCCCUCAUGCCUGCGGAGACGAAGAACAUCCUCGUCCGACUGAGCAACAGCAGCGACGUCGCCAUCGCCAUCGUAUCCGGGCGAAGCCUGGAAGACGUGCGGAAGAUGGUCGGGAUCGAUGGAAUCACCUACGCCGGGAAUCACGGCCUGGAGAUUCUCCACCCAGACGGGAGCAAGUUCGUCCACCCGGUCCCCGAGGAGUAUCACGAGAAGAUGCGGAACAUGUGUCGGGAGCUGCAGGAUGAAUUAUGCAGGGAGGGUGCCUGGGUCGAGAACAAGGGUGCCAUCUUAACUUAUCACUUCCGCGCUGUCCCGAUCCAGCUCAGAGGUUCAUUCAAGCAGAGGGCGACAGCUAUCAUCUCCAAGAACGGCUUCAGGGCCUAUCCGGCUCAUUGCGCCAUCGAAGCCAGGCCACCAGUCCAAUGGGGAAAAGUAUCCAAAGAAGGGGCAGGGACUUCACCUAACGGGUUCCUUGCAUUCCCUACCCGACAAGAAUUUAAGCGCUUGAAUUCUCAAGAAGGCAAGAAAAAUGCUAGCCGAGAUUACUGGUGUCAGCAUUGGGUGAAGGGUCGAGCAUCCAUCUACAUCCUUCGAACCAUGUUUGGCGUGGACUGGCUGGAGCGGAUCCGCGUCAUCUACGUCGGGGAUGACGUCACGGAUGAGGAUGCCAUGCGUACCCUUCAAGGAGUGGCAUGCACCUUCCGCGUCACCUCGCACCGCCUGGUCCGUACUGCUGCGAGCAAGCGCCUGUCGAGCACAGACUCUGUGCUGACGCUCCUGAAAUGGGUGGAACGGCACAUCAUGAAGCGUCAAAUGCUUGAAGAAUCCUACAGCCCCACGUUCCACCACGCAAACGGAAACCACAGCCCCGAACAGAACGACGCCGACGAAAGCGAACAGAAGAAGCGACGGCGUUCCAGCAGCAUCGGUCGAGCCCCAUCCGUCGACCUGUGCCACGGAGGGAUGCGGAUCGAAGUCUCGCUCGACGAGUCCUCGCUGGACGGGAGCGACUUGGAUUGCAUACGCAAGAAGAGGCGUUCGUCCAGCUUCGGUCUGGCCAAUCCUGAAGUGGAUUGCGAGACCAUCCCAGAAGUCAAUGGACCUCCGUCGCCCUUGCCUAUUCUCAACUGGCGGUAUAUGGCCUACGGAGUAGAGCGUCCGCGUGCCGUCCAGGAGGCCAGGCUUCGAGCCUGGCCGCCGCCUCACCCAGGUCGUAAUUGGGAACACACCGACUUUCUCCGCCUGGCGCUCGGCUUGAAAUUGAGAGAGUGGUGUGGGACCUUUCUCCCCCACCCCGAAAGGGGUGGGGAAAGGGUGACGGAGUUCUGCGAGAAGAACCGGAUGGGGCUGUCGAACCUGGCGAUCGUGUUCGGGCCGACGCUGAUGUGGCCCGAGUCGGGCGACAACCUGAACAUGGCGCUGAACCUGAUGCAGCAGAACCUGGUCGUCGAGGCCUUGCUGGUCCACUUCAAGGACAUCUUC